Syngnathus typhle (broad-nosed pipefish) is the source of this 5708-nucleotide messenger RNA. It is a transcript of the gene ppfia3, whose product is annotated as PTPRF interacting protein alpha 3. The record is from RefSeq and is a predicted model, not a curated record. Lineage: Eukaryota; Metazoa; Chordata; Actinopteri; Syngnathiformes; Syngnathidae. Gene Ontology annotation, biological process: synapse organization. Gene Ontology annotation, cellular component: presynaptic active zone. The coding region runs from base 313 to 4005 and encodes 1230 amino acids. Gene Ontology annotation, molecular function: protein binding. The transcript has 31 exons.
ACCUACCGGGGUACUGUCGCUCCCAGAUCGGAGGGAGGAGAUGUAGAUGUGGUGCGGGCUGCUAAGUAACCCCACCGGCCUGGAACCGAGGGCCGCCGGCUGCUACUCUGCCACCUGCCGAGACUGAGGCGGGAGGGCCUCCUUUUCUCCCCGUCCUCGUUGGACCAUGACACGGGUUUCUCUGUGGUCCUGCUGAAGAACCUGGACUGGGGGUACGAGGUCCUCCUCCCACCCAACCUUACCCCUUACCCUCCCGGACCGCCUCUCCCCUUCCGCCCCCCCUCCUCAAGAAAACCCUAGACCGGCCUCAAGAUGAUGUGCGAGGUGAUGCCCACCAUCUCGGAGGACGGGCGCGGCGGGGGCGGUGGUGGCUCGUCCUCGCCGGUGGGAUCCGGCAGCGGCCUCGGUGGAGGUAUUGGAGGUGGCAUGGGCGGCUAUGGCAGCCGGGACCCCCGUGGCGGUGGGGAUGAAGGGGGCAGUACGGGCAACCUGGAGUCGUUGAUGGUCAACAUGCUGACGGAGCGAGAGAGGCUGUUGGAGAGUCUGAGGGAGACCCAGGACAGCCUAGGAACGGCCCACCUGCGACUACGAGAGCUCGGCCAUGAGAAGGAGUCGCUACAAAGGCAGCUGUCCAUCGCGUUGCCGCAGGAAUUUGCGGUGCUGACCAAAGAGCUGAACCUGUGUCGCGAGCAGCUUCUGGAACGGGAAGAGGAGAUCGCAGAGCUCAAAGCCGAGCGCAACAACACACGAUUGCUUCUGGAGCAUCUGGAGUGUUUGGUAUCGCGUCACGAGCGCAGCUUGAGGAUGACGGUCGUGAAGCGUCAGGCGCAGUCGCCUGCGGGGGUCUCCAGCGAGGUGGAGGUGCUCAAGGCCCUCAAGUCCCUGUUCGAGCACCACAAGGCCCUGGACGAGAAGGUCCGCGAGAGGCUGCGCGUGGCCCUGGAGCGGGUGGCCACGCUGGAGGACGAGCUGCAGUCGUCCUCGCAGGAAGUGGUCUCUCUACGCGAGCAAAUCAAACGACGACAGCAGGGACUCGAUAAAGAGCGGCUUCCCAACGGGCCGUCGUCCAUCUUGGAUGACGGCGAGGUGGACCGGCAGCGCGAAAGUGAGAUCGAAAGACAGCGAUCCGAGUUGGGGCAGCUCAAGGAGAGGCUGGCGCUCAUGUGCAGACAGGUUGGCGAGAUCGAGGAGCAGCUGACGUCUGCCAGGAGAGAACUGACGCGAUCGGAGGAAGCCAACCACAAACUGCAACGAGACGUUAAGGAGGCCCUGUGUCAGCGAGAAGACAUGGAGGAGCGAAUCACCACACUGGAGCGCAGGUACCUAAGUGCCCAGCGGGAGGCGACGUCUCUCCACGAUAUCAAAGACAAGCUGGAGAACGAGCUGGCCAGCAAAGAGUCUCUCCACCGUCAGAGCGAGGAGAAGAACCGUCAGCUUCAGGAGCGGCUGGACGACGCCAAGCAGAAGCUGCAGCAAACCUUGCAGAGGGCCGAGACACUGCCCGAGAUCGAAGCGCAGCUGGCACAGAGGGUGGCCGCCCUCAACAAGGCCGAGGAGCGCCACGGCAACUUUGAGGAGCGACUACGGCAGAUGGAGGCGCAACUGGAGGAGAAGAACCAAGAGCUGCAGAGGGCCAGGCAGCGUGAGAGGAUGAACGACGAGCACAACAAACGUCUCUCGGACACAGUUGAUAAGCUGCUGUCCGAGUCCAACGAGAGGCUACAGCUGCACCUCAAAGAGAGGAUGGCCGCGCUGGAGGAGAAGAACGCUCUUUCUGAGGAGCUGUCCAACAUGAAGAAGAUUCAGGAUGAUGUUCUGGCAAACAAGGACAAGCUCAUUGCAGAGCUGGAACGCCUUCAGCUUGAACUCGAUCAACUGAGAGCCAGGCCCGGAGGCUCUUAUUCCAGUCGAUCUUUGCCUGGCAGCGCUCUGGAGCUGAGGUACUCCCACGGGGGUGGCUCCCUCCCCAUGGGCUCCACCACUCACCUGGACACCUUCGGAAACACAUCCUUGGUCGGCAGGCGAAGCCUCCGAGCUCGAUGGAGCUCCGCCAGGGAGGACUCCACCAAGUACACAGACUGGGAGACGGAGGCACUGCUGGGGUCCGGCUACGACCACGGCGUGGACGUGGUGUGCUCAGACGAUGAGGACGACGGAGACCAUCGCUUCGGGUCCGAGCUGCUGUCACCCAGCGGGCAGACGGAUGUACAGACACUGGCCAGCAUGUUGCAGGAACAGCUAGCGGCCAUCAAUAAGGAGAUCAAACUGAUCCUGGAGGAGAAGGAGAACACGGAGCUGCGGGCCGAGGAAAUUGAGAGCCGCGUCAGCAGCGUGGCCCUGGACAGUCCGCCUAUCCCACCCUCCUCACUGGGGAGGGACAGCGCCGGGCGAGGCUUCAUCCCAUCCUCCAUCACCUCUUCUACCCUGGCCUCGCCAUCGCCGCCCAGUUCGGGGCACUCUACUCCACGCCUUCCCCACUCGCCGGCCCGCGAGAACGACAGACAGAACAACAAAGACGACGAGCGCACCCUGGCCCUCCUCGACUCCACGCCGCCACCCACGCCGCGCGCCCUACGCCUGGACAGGAUGACCCUCACCCACCCGGGGGCCCUGCUGGAUGACCCUCGUGAGUUCCGCAGCCUGUCAGCAGAUGGCAGCAGCUCCAACAGCAGCCAGGACUCCCUGCACAAGGCCAGCAAGAAGAAGAGCAUCAAGUCUUCCAUUGGACGACUUUUUGGCAAGAAAGAAAAGGGCAGGAUGGGACAGCCUGGAAGAGACGCCUCAGCCUCACUCGCCUCAACGCCUUCUGAAGACCUGGCUGCCGGAGACCCCAUGGGCAUGAACAAGACCGGGACUUUGGGACCGGCGGACAAAGACCGGCGCAGCAAGAAAAAGCACGAGCUUUUAGAAGAAGCGUGUCGCCAAGGUUUGCCCUUCGCAUCCUGGGACGGUCCCACCGUGGUGUCAUGGCUGGAGCUGUGGGUGGGCAUGCCUGCCUGGUACGUAGCAGCCUGCCGGGCCAACGUUAAGAGUGGCGCCAUCAUGGCCAACCUGUCGGACACGGAGAUCCAGCGUGAGAUCGGCAUCAGCAACCCGCUGCACCGCCUCAAGCUGAGGCUCGCCAUCCAGGAGAUGGUGUCUCUCACCAGCCCCUCGGCCCCCGCCAGCACACGCUCGUCGACCAGUAACGUCUGGAUGACCCAUGCUGAGAUGGAGUCCUUGAACGCAGCAAUCAAGCCGCCGGAGCUGAAGGAGUUCAGCUGGGAUCAGAUCCUUGCUUAUGGCGACAUGAAUCACGAGUGGGUGGGCAAUGACUGGCUGCCCAGUCUGGGCCUGCCGCAGUACCGCAGCUACUUUAUGGAGUCGCUGGUGGACGCCCGUAUGCUGGACCACCUCACCAAGAAGGAGCUGAGAGGGCAGCUCAAGAUGGUGGACAGUUUCCACAGGGUGAGUUUGCAUUACGGCAUCAUGUGCCUCAAGCGCCUCAACUACGACCGCAAGGAGCUAGAGAGGCGGCGGGAAGACAGCGCGCACCACAACAAAGAUGUGAUGGUUUGGUCAAACGAGCGCGUAAUGUGCUGGGUGCAGACGUUGGGCCUGAAGGAAUACGCCGACAACCUUCGCGAGAGCGGUGUCCACGGCGCCCUGCUGGCUCUCGACGACACCUUCGACUACACCGACCUGGCGCUGCUGCUGCAGAUACCCAAUCAGAACACACAGGCCCGCCAACUCUUGGAGCAAGAGUACAACUCGCUCAUCUCCAUGGGAACCGAGAGACGCCCCGAUGAAGACGGCACCAAGACGUUCACGCGCUCGCCAUCGUGGCGCAAAAUGUUCCGCGAGAAGGACCUGCGGGGCGUCACCUCGGACUCGGCCGAGACCCUGCCUGCUAAUUUCCGUGCCUCCGCCAUCGCCACGCCCUCCGUCACCCUCAGGAAGGUCCAGAGCGACGCCAGCUCCAGUGCCCGGGGUGAAUCUGCCUCCGUGAGGACGUACUCGUGUUGAGGGGACGACUUAGGAGGCGUCGAUCACACUGGGAACCUCUGACUCACUGAAGAAUGACUCUAAGGAAGACAAAGAAGAAGGACUCCCACACAAACCACUCAACUUCAGGCCAGUUGUGCUCCGAGCAUUCUGCAAUAACUUGAACGGGACGGAGGUGACCCGAUGAUUUCCACAAUCUUUUUCUCAGCACAGGAAGUCCAAAUUUUCUCUCUGUGGCCGCUCUUUGUUUGAAUAUUUGUUACACAAAGCAACUUGCGAUGCCUUUGUUGCCGGGGGUGGGGGGGGGGGGAUCUCUGAGCAUCCCCAAUUGAUGUGGGUAGUAAAACAUGUCCAGCAUUGAGCGGCAGACCACAUCACAGCCACGCCGCUCUUCUGCGUCCUUUUGUCUCGAGCACCUUGAAAGCCGAUCCGACUUCCUUUGAAGGCAUCCCAUAAUAAUAGAGUUGAAAGGCUCCGAGUGAGUGAGGGGGGCCAGUCACACAGGCAUCGGGUUCGACUGUUUCCUGACAAUUUCAUGCAGAGAGCCCAAUGGUAGAGCCGGAAUUGAUCAACCUGUGCCUUUAACACAAAACCUAGCGUAGUGCAAUACAGUCGGCAGUUUUUGCAGGGCGUGGCCUUGUCAGACUGGGUUUUUCAGAAUUUGGGUCAAAGAGGUACUCUUUAGCUGUGGGACAAAUUUGAACAGACACUAUGUGGACAAUCGGUCAAUUAAUCCAUAAACUGGUCUUAUUGUUCUUGUAAUUGAGACAUUUUGGACAAUUACAAAUGUGCAAAUUUAUGGGCUAUUCAAUGAAAAGUGUUUGGGAUUUUGGGCAAGUUGUUGAAAGCGCACUCCUUCGUUGGGAUCUUUUGGUGAAAGAUGAAUGACAAGAGGGGCCACAGAGACAAAACAGAUUAAAAGAAAAUGGACGGACAAAAAGAAAGGGACAGACUCAAGCCGCUCAUUUUACACACACUCAGACAAGCCAUAAGAGAACUCUCUGGAAGGGGGUGAGUAAAGGGGUGAGUAGGAAGCCCAGGAUACAAAACCUUUAGCCUCCGUGUUUACGAUGCAUGUCUUAAAACAGAAAAAACGACAAGGGGAAAAAUAAACAAGACGAGGAGAUAUUUUGUUUUUUGCCCUCAACAGCGAAGACAGCAAGUUGUGGUUCAAAAUAACAAACAAAAUAUUUAAAAAAUAACAACAAAGUAUGAUACAUCUACAAUGGGGGGGGGGGGGGGUCAAUUUGUAAAAUGUGUGUAAUUUUUUUCAGUUGUAUUUUUUAUUUUUUACGACGACUAUUUAUUUUUCUUGAGGUAUGUAUUGGAUAAAUGUGAGUACAUGUAUGUCCUUGUUCCCACUCUCUCUCAUGAACACUCAUUUUGGAGCUAGGCCGAACGGUCACACUUCCCAUCGGAAGGCGGCCGUUCCGCUCGCUAGCGCUGCCGUUAACGUGUCUAUUCUGACGACAGGUCGUGCAGUGAUUGCAGAUUUCCAUGAUUAAAAAGUGAUCGUAAUACAAAACUCAAGUUAUCCUAUAUGGAAAAUGAAAAAAUAUGAUGAAAAUGGUGAUGUAAAAAACAACAACAAAUAAAGCAAUCCCUGGGGAUCUGCUCAUCAUACAAAAGUGGCUCUCGGUUCUUGCGUUAUUAAGUAUGAAAAAAAAUAUAUAGCAGCCCCCUACAUUGAUGACGUUGAAGUGCGACCGUUUAUUGAAAAUAUA